This is a messenger RNA of Orussus abietinus, 1814 nucleotides long. RefSeq names its product histone chaperone asf1 (gene asf1). Gene Ontology annotation, cellular component: nucleus. The record is from RefSeq and is a predicted model, not a curated record. NCBI's taxonomy places the organism in Eukaryota, Metazoa, Arthropoda, Insecta, Hymenoptera, Orussidae. The transcript is spliced from 3 exons. Bases 435 to 1031 code for a protein of 198 amino acids. Gene Ontology annotation, biological process: DNA replication-dependent chromatin assembly. Gene Ontology annotation, molecular function: histone binding.
UGGAAAACCGGAUGGUCGGAUGUCUACCAUAGAUAGUCCGUCUAAGGAUCGAAUUGGACACUUUAGACUGUAGUUACGUAAGAUUCCGCGUAGUGACGCUGCAAAGCGGAACUUCUGGAGGUUAUUUCUAUUAAAUUUUACCUCCACUCCGUUGAGGAUGCUCCCGAAAAACCUGGUUCAACGCGCGAGGAUUUUCACCGAGAUCGGAAGCGCCAGUUUCAGUUCGUUUGCCGCCAAAUCAACCUCCCGGUCGCGAGUGAGAAUUGUUUAUCCCGCGGAUUUUCUGCACAUACCCCCGGAUCGACGCGUUUCUCGCGAUCUCUUGAUCCUCCGUUCGCGAAAUAACGGUCAACGUUUACCGGGUUGUGGAGAAGGAGAUUUUUGAAUUUCAGUCAGUCGCGUCUCGGCGUGUUACGGUUUCUUCGAAUCGUGCGAUGGCUAAAAUACAGUUGACGAAUGUCGCCGUCCUGGAUAACCCCUCGCCGUUUCUUAAUCCAUUUCAAUUCGAAGUCACUUUUGAGUGUAUCGAGGAGCUGAGAGAAGAUUUGGAAUGGAAGAUGAUAUAUGUAGGCAGUGCAGAAUCGGAGGAAUUCGAUCAGGUGCUCGAUACGAUAUACGUCGGUCCAAUACCCGAAGGAAGGCAUAUGUUUGUUUUUCAAGCCGAUCCCCCAGAUGUGAGUCGCAUACCAGUGAACGACGCUUUAGGUGUUACGGUAGUUUUGCUGACUUGUUCCUAUAGAGGUCACGAGUUCGUUCGUGUAGGAUACUUUAUUAAUAAUGAAUACAUGGAUGCCGAACUUAGAGAAAACCCGCCUCCGCAACCACAGUUCGAUAAAGUUCAACGGAAUAUUUUGGGUGACAAACCGAGAGUGACGAGAUUUAAAAUCAACUGGGAUGAUGGUACAAGUUCGAAUGCAAGCAAUCAACAAGAAACUAUCGAGGCUCAAACUAUGGAGGAGACGACUCAAGAUACCCCUACGUCAACGUUAGGUUUUCUAGAGAGCACGCAAAACAGUAUGGAGGUGAUGUGAGGAAAAAGUGUUUAUCCUCGAGAGGUUAAUGGCCGAGCCAGCAUUGUUAUAGCAGUGUUAAAAAUGAGAAUCGGCGAUGCAGGCUUGGGUAAGAAAAGACUAUUGCCACAUUUUAUUUUUGCUACUCCUUAAAAUCUAUCCCUCUUGGAUGAUUUCAUUCAGAGUUGCGCAUAAAGGAUACCAAGGUAUCUAAACUAAUAGUAUCUAAACUAGGUAUCUAAUCUAAAUUGUUAAAAAAGUAUGGUGCAUUAUUCGUUUAUCAUGGCAUCGGUACGAUGAACAACUUCAGGGAUCUUAGAGAACAAGUAGAGGAUAACAAAAGUUUCGUACAAAGUAAAUGAUACAACUCUUAAAAAGAGUAUUUAUUAUAUUCAUAGGAGAAAAACACAUACGUCAAAUGUGAUCACAUUGAGUGCAUUGUCGAAACCUAAACUUCUGUAGUGAUUUGGAUUUCUUUUGCUUCAUAGAUUUAAGUCAGCACGCUGUGUAACUACGAUAAACGUUAUUUCAACCUUCCAUUUUCCUGAUCCAUGUACAGUAUAAAAUUGAUAAAAAUGUAAGUAAAAGGUUAACUUUAAGAUAGGCAUUACGUAAAAUUCUUCUGUGAAGAUUCCAACUUAUAAGAAGCAAACUUUUGAUACUUUGAAUGAUCGAUCUAUAUUAUAAACUACUUUGAAUGUGAUGAACAUAAAGUGUGAGAUAACGUUUUAUUUCACCAGCGUGUAUGUGUAUAUAAAUAUGUAUUGAAAAAGGAUUACAUGUUAUGUUUUCUACUUGGAUAAA